ACGGUUUCCAAAUGCAGGAAGUUCGGAGUCUUCCAGAUCCAGAAAGGCCAUCGUGGACUGUCACCUCACGGGAGCUGAAUUUCUUUUCCUGCGGUGGGAAGCGAUCUGAGAGAUGUUUUUCUCUCCGGACGGACUGCAGAAGAGCGGAUUUUUUCGCAAGUUCAGAACGCUUUCUUCUCUUUUUCUUUCCCGGCCUUCUCUUGCGCUUCUCUCCGCCUUCCUCGUGGGUGCUCCCAGUUUCUUCGCAACUUCUUUAGACUUUUUUUCUCCAAAAACGCGCGCUGGCCCUCGGCGUCCGACUUUCGAGAACACUUGAAAGGGUGCAGACGCCGCGCGUCGAUUUUUAUUCUUCCCCCGAUUUUCGUGGACUCUCGAACUUUUCAGAAAGCUUCUUCUUCUCCUCUGUCCGCCACGAUGCAGGCUCUGAACGUGCAGGUCAAAGAGGCCUUUCGCCGCGCCCUUGCCGCAGCAUUCCCCUCGGUCGACCAUGCCCCCAUCAUCACAGUGUCGAAAUUCGGAGACUUUCAGUGUAACAGCGCUAUGGCUCUGUUUAAACAGAAGAGCAAAGAAGAACUUGGCGUACAAUCUCCGAAAGAGGCUGGAGAGAAAAUCGCCGCUCAACUGAAAGACGAAUCUCUGUUCUCGAACGUCCAGGCGUCUCCCCAAGGAUUUGUCACGGUGGACAUUUCUGGCGCCUGGCUGUGCAAGGACUUGAAAGAAAUCCUGAAGCAGAAGGGCCAUCUCCAAGUUCCUCACGCCGAGAAAAAGCUUCGUGUGAUGGUCGAUUUCUCCUCGCCGAAUGUUGCCAAGGAGAUGCACGUCGGUCACCUGCGAUCGACCAUAAUCGGCGAGUCUAUCUGCCGCAUUCUCGCCUUCCACGGCCAUGAGGUUCAGCGCAUUAAUCACAUCGGCGACUGGGGGACCCAGUUCGGGAUGCUCAUCGAGUACCUCCACAGUCAAUUCCCCGACUAUAAGGCGAACAUGCCGGACAUCAGCGACUUGAACGCGUUCUACAAGAAAGCCAAGGCUGCGUUCGAUGCGGACGAGGACUUCAAGACGCGAAGCAGAGAGAUGGUUGUGAAGCUGCAAGGUGGAGACGAGGCGGCCCUGGAGUCUUGGCGGCUGAUCUGCGACGUGAGCAGGAAAGAAUUCGAGAAAGUUUACAAGAGGCUGGACGUCUCUCUGGAAGAACGCGGGGAGAGCUACUACAACGCAGUGUUGCCUAAGGUCGUGCAGGAGCUCACAGACAAAGGAAUGGUCACCGUGUCUGACGGGGCGAAAUGCGUCUUCACCAAAGUCAGCGAAGUGCCGCUCAUGGCUGUGAAGAGCGACGGAGGCUUCGGCUACGACUCCACUGACCUGGCGGCCGUCCGCGAUCGCUUGGUGGAGCGCCGAGGCGACUGGUUGAUCUACGUCACAGACUUGGGCCAGGAGGAACACUUUACGAAGAUUUUUGCGGCAGCAGAGCAAGCAGGCUGGCACUUGCCUCCAAAGACGCGUCUUGAUCACAUGGGGUUCGGCGUUGUUCAGGGCCAAGACGGGAAGCGAUUCAAAACGAGGAGUGGAGAAGUCGUGAAACUCGUUGACUUGCUCGACGAAGCGAAGGCUCGAGCACUGAAGGAGCUGCGGAGACGAAAAGAAGAAGAGAAAGAAGAAGAGAAACGCGAAAGUGGAGACGGAUGCAACGCCUCUCCCUGCACAGGCACGACGGUGGCAGACGAGGAAAUGGACAAUGCCGCGGAGGCGAUCGGAUACUCCGCUGUGAAAUACUUCGACUUGAAGCAGAAUCGCCACACAGAUUACAAAUUCUCCUACGACCGCAUGCUCGAUCCGAAAGGCAACACUGCAGUGUACAUGAUGUACGCGUACGCCCGAAUCUGCGCAAUCUUCAGAAAGGCCGACGUCGAUAUCUCGACUCUCGAUCCAGAAGAGCUGAAAAUCGAGGAGCCCGCUGAAAGGAAGUUGGCCGUCACCCUCGCUCAGUUCCCCGAUGUGUUGGCCACCAUCUUGGACGACUUGCACAUUCAUCGGUUAGCUGAGUACAUGUACAAAGUGUCCGGCGCAUUCACUGACUUCUAUCAGGCCUGCAAAGUGCUGGGGAGUCCUCAGCAAAACACGCGCCUUCUGCUGUGUGAGGCAACUCGCAAAGUCCUUCAGGCGUCUUUCUAUUUGCUCGGCAUCACGCCUCUUGAACGCAUCUAGAAAACAUGCUUUUCGCCUCGGUCACGUGCAUUUUCGAGGAGUGCACAGCUUCGUCAGGCAUCGGGACUACCGAAUGAAACGUUUUCUUGCGUUCCUUGUAGCUUCUUUCCUGACGAUUUGGCAGCGCAGGGUAUUCGCAGGAAUGUCACGAAGAGGCAGCGGUCUCGAACUGCGAGGCGUGGAGUAGAGCUGCUUUCCACAUUUCCUUACCUGCGUGAAGGCUUACAGGACCGUUUUUGUCUGUGUUUACGUCUGCCUUCUGAUAAAACUCUGGGAGCAGGCUGUUCCGAGCAGAUGCGCGAUUUCGUUCUCCCUGUGGUUGUACGUGAGCUUACAUGCAGUGUCAGUGAACGUCGCACAUCGCUGGCUUGUCUGCAUCUGUGUGGACAUCUCUUCAUGCUGGUGUUGGCGUUGUCUUGUGGUCAAGAUGUAGACCCUUUUCCGCCGUCGAAGAAUUUCUUUCGUUCGGAG
Molecule: messenger RNA, 2673 nt
Organism: Toxoplasma gondii ME49
Lineage: Eukaryota; Apicomplexa; Conoidasida; Eucoccidiorida; Sarcocystidae
Product: arginyl-tRNA synthetase family protein
Exons: 14
Coding region: 415-2202 (595 amino acids)
Biological process (GO): arginyl-tRNA aminoacylation
Cellular component (GO): cytoplasm
Molecular function (GO): ATP binding; arginine-tRNA ligase activity
Source: RefSeq, a predicted model, not a curated record